AUGACCAGUGCUGACACUCGCGUGCGGUUGGAAGAAGUCGCGAUUGAGGAAACGGUGGUGUCGAUUAGGAAAACGUUGCUGUCUGCGGUGAAAGCAGAGUAUUGGGAUUUCAUGGAUUUGGGGCUGCUACCGAGGAACUCGACGGCUGCUCAGUUGUUGAUUUAUAGCGUCGAUACGGCGAAACAGUUUCAUGUAGAAAAGAAGAUGAAUGACUGGAACAAGCUAAGAAGGCGACUCGAAUCUAAGGAGAGAGCGACGUUAUGGAGAUUAAAACAGAAAAUGCGAUUAUCGACGGACUUCGCAUCGUCGUGGACGGAGUUGACGGUUUAUGUUGUUGAUUCGUUUGCGGCUGCUCAUGUGAGGGCGCAGAAGAGCAUUGCGAGAUACUAUGGUCACACCGCGUCGGCUGAUACUGCUGAGGAGUGGCUAAUCAUCGAGGAAUCGAAGCAUGAAGUGCGGGAAGCGAAAGAGUUUCUCCGAAGAAGGCUUGGUGUGUGCGGAGAAAGGGCUGUGAGAUUGGCUCACUCGAAACAGCUUGCGCAGUUCAUUUUGAUUCAUCAGAAGACGAUUAUUGAGACUAUGGAAAGUCAGGGAGUUGUUUCCGGAGGGGAUGCCGAAGGAUUUUUGCACAAAAUUCAAAGCGAUUUGGAAUCGUUAUCGACGUUGAGCCUGGAUGAGGUCGAUUCGGGUUGUCUGGAAGAAGCGACUUAUCGAUCCUCAGAGGAAAGUGUCUUGGUUGAGGAGAGUGAAGAUACGUUUGAGAGUUUCCCGACGCAAGAUGCAGAAGGUGCAGAGAGCGAUAAUUUUCUUUUGACUGUUAUAAAAUCGGCGCGUAUAUGUAUGCUGGCCCAUGGCGAGGACUUGGUGGACGAGCUCGAAUUUUUGGCGAAAAAAAUUCUCGAGUCGCCGACGUAUAGCCGUUCGUGGACUUCAGCGUCGUCUCGUCGAGCAUUGGGAGGGUCUGCAAGUCCAAUGGAUUUAGCUCAACCACUUCUACCUGAAGCUGCACCGUCGAUGGAGAGCAUGCCGGGAUCGGCAAUCCGUACAAUUGCCAGGCGCGUAAGUACACGAAUGCAAGCCCAUCGUCAACUGAUGCGGGCGUCUUCUGGUGCGUCUACGCCCAAUGGAGGUCUUCUGCCGAGCCAGAUGGAUACGGGAAAAGUUGACAUCGUGAUGCCGAAAGCUGACAUAUAAUUUUGUGGCGCGUGAAAGUUUUAUGCUACUAUUGUGCCUUUAAUUACUAUUCUUAAUAACCG
Molecule: messenger RNA, 1256 nt
Organism: Perkinsus marinus ATCC 50983
Lineage: Eukaryota; Perkinsozoa; Perkinsida; Perkinsidae
Exons: 12
Coding region: 1-1194 (397 amino acids)
Source: RefSeq, a predicted model, not a curated record